UGUCGCAGCCCUCGUUUGUGCAAGUGCGUUUUUGUCGCAGGUUGAGUCAAAAAUGUCUUUGUUUUAUUUGUAAUAUGAGCAGAUUGCUUCCAAUUCCGAAAUUUAUGGAAAUAUGUGCAAUCUAGCGCAAAGCAAGCUUAGGUUGGCAUUGUUGGCUCGUGUAAUUGCGUAUUUGUAAAUCAAAUUAAAUAAUACAUUUGUGCAUCAGCAGAAUAUAUAAUAAUAGACACACGCACAAAACACACACACAUACUCACAAACACACACACACACACUAAGAAACUCGAACAUAAAUUUAUUGAAGUUCACUGCCUAAGAAAUAAACAACGCACGUCAAAGUGCAAUAAAUAUUUAGUAAUUUAAUUUUGCUAAAAAUCGAAGUAAGUUCCGGUCAAAACAAAAACGCCGUGAAGUCAACGAACGAGUGUGAAAAAAAAACAAGAAAAGCAUCAUCAAUCAAGGGAGGCGUUUGCUAUAAAUAUAAAUCAGCAGCAGCAGCAAUUUGAAAACAAACAAAAAUGCACCAAUACAAAUACAAAUAACAGCAGCAAUAACAAUAACAAAAACACAAAUCGUAUAUCGUUUAUCGAGAGCAGCGCCCAGGCCCUUUGCAAGGGUCAAAGGCGGCGGUCAGCAACAAUAAAAAAGAAACGAAAAGGAGAGUGACCAGAUUUCUCCACAAACUAAAGCAUCCUUUUGAAUGCAAAGCAUAAAACAUCAGCAACAAAAAAACGGGAAUAACAACAACAAUAGAAACACAUACACACACAGCCAAGAAUGUCGUGCGAGAACGCUAAAGCCACAUCGGAUAUUGAGCACGUCGAUUGGAGCACAGGCGGCUCCGGUCAACAUUACGCAAAUGUCAGAUUCGGCUCGGGUAGCAGUCAGGCCUCACAGAAUAGCGGCGAUAUUUGUCGCAUCUGUCACUGCGAAAGCGAUUCAAUGAAUCCACUGCUGACGCCCUGCUACUGCUCGGGCAGCCUGAAGUAUGUGCACCAGGCAUGUUUGCAACAGUGGCUAACUGCAUCGGCGACCAACUCCUGCGAACUAUGCAAGUUCCCCUUCAUCAUGCACACCAAAAUCAAGCCCUUCAACGAGUGGCGCAGCCUUGACAUCUCCAGCAUUGAGCGUCGCCGGCUGUGCUGCACGGUGCUCUUCCACUGUGCGGCCGCACUUUGCGUCAUCUGGUCGCUCUGUGUGCUCAUCGAGCGGGCCGCCGAUGAUGUCAACAAUGGAAAGAUUGAUUGGCCCUUCUGGACAAAGCUGGCCGUUGUCACCGUUGGCCUCACUGGCGGCGUUGUCUUCUUGUACAUUCAGUGCAAGGCCUAUUUGCAUCUCUGCCGUCGCUGGAAGGCACUCAACAGAAUCCUGCUCAUCCAGAAUGCACCGGAGAAGAUCCAUCCUUUGGCGCCGCCAUCGCCCGUUGCUGCCCAUCAUCAGUUCAGGGAGAGGCACAGUUCACUGGGUGGACAUGGUCCACUCGGCGGUGGCACCGUCGAGAUAAAUGCAUCCGGCGGCGCUGGACAUGCCGUCCACGACUCCAGUUGCGGUGGCUUAGACAAUGCCUCUUCCGCAACGGGUCUGCAUCCGCAUUCGCAUCCGCAUCAACAGCAAAUGCAGUUGCAGUUGCAGCAGCGUCUGUUGAAUGCUUCGCCGCAUCACAUGCUGCAGCUGGAUGUGGUGCAACAGUGCGGCAGCAGCAGUGCCGGCACCCAGACCGAAGAGGAUGCGCAUGCGCAGCGCCAGCAGCUGCAGCAGCAGCAGCUACAGGGACAACAACUAGGCCAGGUGGCGGUGGCGGCCAACAUUGAGUGUUCGCAGUCGCAGCACAAUUACGAUCGCGACUGGGCACUGGACGAUGUCGUCUCACAGAUCUCCUCGUUCCGGCCGUGUCCGCAGGGCUCGGGCAGCAUGACGCCGUUCCACGAUUCCAUACACAAUGUCCUCGAGCAUUCGGAGAGCUCCAGUCGUGGCUCGGCCACCGAUAUGUGCGCGGGCUCGCGGCAGGAUCUCAGCGCUAGCGGCAUCUCCACGGACACGGGACGCGAGCACGCCAUGCAGCUAAGCAGUUUCAGUGGCAGCGGUGAGCACAAGGCGCCUUCAAUAAGCUCUGGCGUUUCGCAUGCUGUUGCAAAUGGCUUGGGCGGAUUUGCGUAUAAGCCGCAUCAGUCGAAGCGCUACUCCAAUUCGUCCAUUUUCCUGGAGAACCGUGAUAUACUCAAUGACUCGCCCCUGUGCGUGGGCGUGGCCACGCCACUCACCUAUGACUACAGCACGCCACCAAAGAUCGACUAUCGCCACGCGGAGCAGGAGCCAACAACAACGUCAACAACGACGACGGGUCUCAGCUGCUGUGCCACCUCGGCCUCCGAUUGUCAACUGACGGCGGGUAACGGGCUGAAUAUGCGUCGCUAUUCGGACACCAAGCUGCAGCUGGAACGGGAAGCCAUGCUUCCUCACGACGAUGACAAUGAUGAUGAUGAUGACCUUGGCGGCGCUGGCGGUGUCGGUGUUACUGUGCUGGAUAUUGAGUUGCCCACUUCGCCGCUAUCACCGCCAGCCGCUUACGCCAGCCAUCACCAGCAGCAUCCCCAUCAUCCCCAUCAUCAUCAUCAGCAGCAGCAGCAGCUCGUCUUGCGUCGCUCCUUUGACAAGGGCGUGGAUGAAACGAAUACUGGAGCUGGCAUCGCCAACACCAGCAGCUCAUCGACGGCGAAUGCGGCGCAAAUGGAUCGUUCGCGUUUGUCCUUCAAAUCGUUGCCAAAUCUCAGCAGCAGCUGCGAAAGUCUCAUCAAAAAGUGAUUGUUAACCGCUCCACACUAGCAUCAUCCAUCAUCGAAUCCAUCAUAUUCGUCCUCUGUGUCUCACCCUUAUCCUUAUCAUACUGAAAAUAUUUAACACUGGUCUGGCCAUGAUAAUAAUAAUAAUAUUGAUAAAUGUAACCAGACUCAGUUCGCAUCUUAUUUGUAUCGCAAUCACUUUCCUAUUUAAUUUCGUAUCUCGUGAAAGCAUGUUCAACAAAAGCCCAUAAACAAUUUUGAGACUGCAAAUACAAAGAUAACAAGAAAAAAGAAAAAUAUAAAAAAG
Molecule: messenger RNA, 3087 nt
Organism: Drosophila grimshawi
Lineage: Eukaryota; Metazoa; Arthropoda; Insecta; Diptera; Drosophilidae
Exons: 6
Coding region: 778-2802 (674 amino acids)
Biological process (GO): protein polyubiquitination; immune response; antigen processing and presentation of peptide antigen via MHC class II
Cellular component (GO): late endosome membrane; lysosome; early endosome membrane
Molecular function (GO): MHC protein binding; ubiquitin protein ligase activity; zinc ion binding
Source: RefSeq, a predicted model, not a curated record